This is a messenger RNA of Aspergillus terreus NIH2624, 1443 nucleotides long. Its product is annotated as Zn(2+) transporter ZRT3. Gene Ontology annotation, cellular component: membrane. Gene Ontology annotation, molecular function: zinc ion transmembrane transporter activity. The transcript has 3 exons. Lineage: Eukaryota; Fungi; Ascomycota; Eurotiomycetes; Eurotiales; Aspergillaceae. Gene Ontology annotation, biological process: zinc ion transmembrane transport. The record is from RefSeq and is a predicted model, not a curated record. The coding region runs from base 1 to 1443 and encodes 480 amino acids.
AUGGCCGCCAGCAACGAUUUCCGUGGCUGGGUCAUGAGUGCCGUCUCCGGCCUGGCCUGCGUCUUGGGAUCGUCCAUCAUCUGCGUCGAUUUGCUUCUCCGCCGUUUCUCCCGCCGCAAACACUUUCAAAUCGUCAGCAACAAUGGCUUUCUCUCAGCCUCGCUGUGCCUCAGUGCCGGCGUCAUUCUCUUCACCUCCCUCUACAGCAUGCUUCCCACCGCCCACGAGUACCUCCUCCGCGCGGGCUGGUCACCGACUCUUGCCGCCUACUCCCUUGUCGGUCUCUUCCUAACCGGUGUAAUCGUCAUCCGGUUGUUAUCGGCCUUUAUCCAUCGCUACAUACCCUCCCAUGUCGUUGACUGCGCCCAUACCCAUGAUCUUCCUCCCUCUGACCUCGAGCACGGCGACCGCCACCACCACCACCACCACCACCAUCAUCAUGAACAUCGCCACCCGCAUCCCGCAGAGUCCACCCCCCGCAUGUCCGAACGCACCCCCCUCUUAACCCGUUCAUGUAAAUCGACUCCCGCGGUUCCUCUCCUUCCCCAGGAGAGUGAACUCGAAACACCCCCAUACCGCUCUGAGCCGUGGCGAGUUCGCUUGGCACGACGCUGGAACCGCUGGAUGGGCGGGGUGAAGGCUCAAUGUGAUGAAAACGGCCCCUGUUACGGCUUUUCACAGGCUUGUGGCCGCGAAUGUUCCAAGACCCUCGUCAUCGCGGAAGUUCCCACCACCGAUGACCUCGACAUUCAUCCCCCGCGACUCGAGCCCAGCCGGGCAGAUUCAGCCCCCCCUCAUCUGCACCACUCUCUCCCCGAACCCAACGCACCCUCUUCGUCGUCUUCAUCCAGUACAGGCCUGCUGGACUACAACAGCUCAUCCGCCGACGACGCCGCAAAGCCACCGCUUCCCCCGGCGAAACCCCAACACCAUCACCACGUCCCCCAAAAUGCCUUCCUCUCCAUUGGCCUGCAGACUUCAGUCGCCAUCGCCCUGCACAAGCUGCCUGAGGGCUUCAUCACAUACGCCACGAACCAUGCCAGUCCCACCCUCGGACUGACCGUCUUCCUCGCCCUGUUCAUUCACAACAUCAGUGAGGGUUUUGCCAUGGCGCUACCGCUCUACCUCGCCCUGCACUCGCGCGUGAGGGCCAUGUUCUGGUCCAGCCUACUCGGCGGCAUCAGUCAACCGGCUGGUGCCGGUUUAGCCGCCCUUUGGAUUUGGGGCGCGCAGCACGCCGGCCGGUCCGGUGGCGGCGAUGCUUCUGAUCCGCCGUGGGCCGUGUAUGGGGGUAUGUUUGCCGCGACAGCGGGCGUCAUGACUUCUGUGGGACUGCAGCUCUUCAGCGAGGGGUUGGGUCUGACGCAUCACCGCGGCAUGGGCAUUGGAUUCGCGAUUGGGGGGAUGGGCCUGAUGGGGCUCAGUUUUGCCUUGACUGCGUAG